Messenger RNA from Psylliodes chrysocephalus, 486 nucleotides. The record is from the annotation of a GenBank genome assembly. NCBI's taxonomy places the organism in Eukaryota, Metazoa, Arthropoda, Insecta, Coleoptera, Chrysomelidae.
AUGAUUCUGAAUCCGCAUUAUAAAGAUAGACUAAUCAUCACUAGAGAAAAGAAGGAGGACAUUUUGGAAAGGCUAAGAAGCAAAGCGUUUCUAGAAUCUUUUUCAGCUCUGGAUAGUAGUUCAAAGAUUCCUACUACGUCACCUUAUCGACGGGCACCGAUAGAUGAGUCCAAAUUGCAAAAGCUGCUUGACGAAGCCCUAGGAACUGCUGAAGAAGAGCGCCCAGAUGCCGAUCGUGAGCUAGCGAAUUAUAUAGCCGAGAAAGUGGUUCCAAGAAAUAUUGCAGCAUUAAAAUGGUGGAGCAAAAAUCAUCACCGGUUUCCAGUGCUAGCACUCAUAGCUCGGCAAUACUUAAAUGUUCCAGCCUCACAAACAAGUAGCGAGCGUCUGUUUUCAAUCGCUGGAAACAUCGUUACUUCCGAUAGGGCACGACUACUGUCCAGUAAUGUUGAACAAAUUGCAUUUCUUAAUAAAAAUGCAGUAUAA